Pestalotiopsis fici W106-1 is the source of this 375-nucleotide messenger RNA. Its product is annotated as NADH-ubiquinone oxidoreductase subunit A. The coding region runs from base 1 to 375 and encodes 124 amino acids. Gene Ontology annotation, biological process: response to oxidative stress. The transcript is spliced from 5 exons. The record is from RefSeq and is a predicted model, not a curated record. NCBI's taxonomy places the organism in Eukaryota, Fungi, Ascomycota, Sordariomycetes, Amphisphaeriales, Sporocadaceae.
AUGGCGGUCACACCAACUCAAUUCGCCAAGAAGACGGCCCAGUCGGCCAAUUGGGCUGAUGCAAAGCGACGAGUGCUUUCGGCAUACCGAGAAUGGAUCCGAGCUGCGCCCGAGAUCCAGACCAUGUACUCCGUUCCCUUCCCCGUUUCGGUCAUUAGAACACGGAUGCGACAAGAGUUCGAGCGACACCGAUAUGUCAACAAGCUGCCAGUCGUUGAUGUCCUCAUCAUGCAGAACAAUGCCGAGUACCAGGAGACCAUGAACUUCUGGAAGCAGACUACACAUGUCAUGUCGUAUUUCCCUGAAGAGAACUUCCGUGGCCACGAGAGAUUACCCAAGAACUUCAUGCACGGAUUCCUAGAGGGUCGCAAUUAG